AUGUGUGCGAGUGAAGCAUCGCAUGACCCCUCGCUCCGCUGGGCGGACGAACUGGAUAACUCGGAUUCCGACCUCGAUGGCGCCCUUGAGGUUGAAAUGAAACCUACCCCUCUGAGGGAGCCGUUGAUCAACGCUCGUCAGUGGAGCUCGCCGACGACAGAGCGCCAGCCGAAAAGCGUCGAGUGCCACCGUGCGGAUUUCCUCGCUGACGACCUGAGCGACUCUCGCGACGGCUUCAAUCGCCGCAUGUCGCGAAACCAGAGAAAGAAUAACGCCCGUAAAGACAGAUUCGAUAGCGACUCCCAAGAUGAUUUCAGUUGGCGCUGCUCGUCGGGCUCGAUGCGAGGCAGCGGGAGCAGUUCGUUCACCAUGAAUUCCAAGAGAGAUGGUAAGUGGAUAUAA
Molecule: messenger RNA, 402 nt
Organism: Babesia ovata
Lineage: Eukaryota; Apicomplexa; Aconoidasida; Piroplasmida; Babesiidae
Product: mediator of RNA polymerase II transcription subunit 26, putative
Exons: 1
Coding region: 1-402 (133 amino acids)
Source: RefSeq, a predicted model, not a curated record